Prionailurus viverrinus (fishing cat) is the source of this 1749-nucleotide messenger RNA. RefSeq names its product sedoheptulokinase (gene SHPK). Gene Ontology annotation, molecular function: sedoheptulokinase activity. Gene Ontology annotation, biological process: carbohydrate metabolic process; cellular response to lipopolysaccharide. Bases 134 to 1570 code for a protein of 478 amino acids. The transcript is spliced from 7 exons. The record is from RefSeq and is a predicted model, not a curated record. Gene Ontology annotation, cellular component: cytosol. Lineage: Eukaryota; Metazoa; Chordata; Mammalia; Carnivora; Felidae.
UGUGGCUGAAGGAUUGGCAGGCGAGGCCUCGCGUCGGAGCCUUGAAGCCGGGUGGAGUGUGCGGGAGGGGGCGCUACUCCUCCGACGUCAGCUGUGUUGCGCUUUGAAGCUUUGGCAGCUUCGCCCUCCGACUAUGGCUGCACGGUCGGUCAUUCUCGGUAUCGACCUGGGCACUACGUCUGUGAAAGCGGCCCUGGUGGAGUCCGCGCCCGGCGACCCAUCCGGGUUCUUGGUACUGGCGAGCUGUGCCCGGGCUGCGCGGGCCGAGGCAGCGGCCCAGAGCGCUGCGGCAGGGCCCCAGGGGCGGGAGCAGGAUGUAAGCAGAAUCAUCCAAGCCCUAAAUGAGUGCCUUGCUGCCCUUCCUCAGCAGUUGCUCCAGGAAGUCUGUGGCAUUGGAGUAUCAGGACAGAUGCAUGGAGUCAUGUUUUGGAAAACAGGCCAAGGCUGUGAAUGGACAGAGGGAGGGGCCUCCCCUGUGUUUGAGCCCAGAGCUGUGAGCCACCUGGUCACAUGGCAGGAUGGCCGGUGUAGCAGCGAGUUCCUGGCUUCUUUGCCCCGGCCAGAGUCCCAUCUCAGUGUGGCCUCAGGGUUUGGCUGUGCAACCAUCUUCUGGCUUUCGAAGAAUAGCCCAGAGUUCCUGAAGUCCUAUGAUGCAGUGGGCACCAUCCAUGACUAUGUGGUUGCCAUGUUGUGUGGCUUGCCAAGAUCCCUGAUGUGCGACCAGAAUGCCGCUAGCUGGGGAUAUUUCAACACUCAGAGCCAAAGCUGGAACUUCGAGAUAUUGAGGACCUCAGGCUUUCCCAUCCACCUGCUCCCAGACAUCGCUGAGGCGGGCAGCUUGGCGGGCAGAACUUCCCGUGCCUGGUUUGGAGUCCCAAAGGGGACGCGGGUGGGCGUGGCCUUGGGUGAUUUACAGGCCUCCGUCUAUUCCUGUAUGGCCCAAAGGACAGAUGCGGUUCUCAACAUCAGCACCUCUGUUCAGUUGGCAACCUCCAUGCCUCCAGGAUUCCAGCCGGCACAGACUCCAGACCCAACAGCUCCAGUCACCUACUUCCCAUACUUUGACAGGACCUACCUGGCGGUGGCAGCGUCGCUCAAUGGGGGCAAUGUGCUGGCCGCAUUUGUCCACAUGCUGGUACAGUGGAUGGCCGAUCUAGGUCUGGAGGUCGAAGAACCCACUGUAUAUUCGUGCAUGAUCCAGGCAGCUGCACAGCAGAGAGACACCUGCCUAACUAUCACUCCAACGGUGUGGGGCGAGAGGCACCUGCCGGACCAGCUGGCCUCAGUGACCAGAAUCUCCUCCUCUGAUCUCUCCCUGGGUCAUGUGACCCGGGCCCUGUGCCGAGGCAUUGUUCAAAACCUGCACUCCAUGCUUCCAUUUCAACAGCUCAAGGAGUGGGGUGUGGAGCGGGUGAUUGGCAGUGGGAGUGCGCUGUCCAGGAACGAGGUUCUGAAGCAGGAGGUGCAGAGGGCGUUCCCUUUCCCAGUGUCCUUUGGGCAGGAUGUGGACGCAGCUGUGGGGGCAGCUCUGGUCAUGCUCCGGAGGAACCUUAACCAGAAGGAGUCUUAAUACAUUCUUUGGCCAAAGGACUUGCAAAUUCUAUCUAAUUAGCAAUUCUCACAUGACCUUGGGGUCAUCCUUUUCCUGGACACGUUUGUGGGCAGCUUUUUUUUUUUUAAUUUUUUUUUUUAACGUUUAUUUAUUUUUGAGACAGAGAGAGACAGAGCAUGAACGGGGGAGGGUCAGAG